AUUCCGGUAACCAAAAGGCGGGAACCUAGAACAUCCUCUUUUCGCUAUUUUCUUUGUCCUAGGGCACUACUGUUACCUCCUCAGUGCUAGGCACAAGCCGUUCGUUGACCGGACGUCUCAACUAGACACGUCUGCACCCAGCUCUGAGGUUUCGCACAGCUCUUUUACCAUUGCUAUUGAUAUUGAUUAGCUUUUCAUAAUACGGGCCGAGCAGCAUCGCAUCGGUGCUCAAAUCGCACAGUAGCACCUUCACAUUGUCAAUGGCCUUCUACUGGAAGUCGCCAUGAACUUACCACAGACUGCUACGUGCAAUUUCACAGAUGGCAGUGCACCAAUAUAAAAAGGAAGUAGUUGUUCAGGCAACUUUUGUGGUCAAAAGUGGUCUCGGCGCUGGCCUAGUGGAAACGGACGUACGCUAAGGGCUUGUUAACGGCUUGUUAGGAAUUAGCAAGACAAGUUACCGGGCCGCCAAGUGGAAACACCCUGUAACUGAUAUGACUACCGGUAGUUGCAGUGUUUUUACUAUCGAUAUGCGUGAUUAAUAUAACGUCUCAAGCUUUGCCAGACCAACAAUGUUCCACGCACCUCAAUGGUUUUCCUUGCCGCACCGGCGCAGCGACACGCAGGGGCAGGCGAAUAAGCAUGGAAGACAGGGUUGGAGCUUGGGAUGUGAAGUGUGACUCUAGACAUGGCGAGCUGCGAACUUUUAAUUCAUCGGAUUUCAGCAUAUGGGCUGUGUUCGACGGCCACGGCUCCUCCGCCGUCAGCUCCUACCUGCACGCCGCACUGCACCGCCACCUGCGCAGCCGCCUGUGCGACCUGCCGCUGCUGCCGCCUCCUAGAGCCCGCGACCAAGAACAGGACCAGGACGACCUCCCACCUCCCUUUCCAGAACAGCAGCAGCACCCGCAGCAGCGGCAGCAGCAGGAGGCAGGGUUAGAGGAGGUAGCGGCGGCUGAGAGGGACGUGAGCGAGGGAAAGGAGGAGGAGGCGGGUCAUGAGGCUGCUGGCUACCACGGCCAUCCCGACCGCCACCACCACCACCAACAACAACAAGAAGUGCGGUCUGCGCUUUUGGCGGCUUUGGCAGCGGCUGAUGCGGAUCUCCAGCGCUCCACCGCAGCAAGCCCUUCGACGCAACCCCCUCAAAGGAAACUGGGAAGACGGGGUGCACUCCGGUAGCUCCAAUCCCGGCCGCCGCAGAUGUGAAGGCGGAGCCCGCAGACGCCGGCAUCAACAGGGACGGUGUGGGAAACGGGAAGUGCUGGUCCCGCCAGCUGCGGUGCCGAGGACGGUGUGGGGCUGCUGCGGGCGCUGGCUGAAGCAGCCGCGGCGGCAGCCUGGGAUGCGGGCUCCACCGCAGUUGUAGCUGUGGUGGACUGGACGUCAGAGGCGGCAGGGGC
Astrephomene gubernaculifera is the source of this 1403-nucleotide messenger RNA. Lineage: Eukaryota; Viridiplantae; Chlorophyta; Chlorophyceae; Chlamydomonadales; Astrephomenaceae. The record is from the annotation of a GenBank genome assembly.